Molecule: messenger RNA, 6270 nt
Organism: Talpa occidentalis (Iberian mole)
Lineage: Eukaryota; Metazoa; Chordata; Mammalia; Eulipotyphla; Talpidae
Gene: TMEM260
Product: transmembrane protein 260
Exons: 16
Coding region: 81-2204 (707 amino acids)
Source: RefSeq, a predicted model, not a curated record
UCGCCUCGCGCCCGGGAAGCUCUGUGCGGCCCCGGGGCCCUUGGGCCCCGCGCACCCGCUUUCCCGAGUCCCACUGGCCCAUGGGUGUCCAUGGCGACAGCAGGGGCCCGGCCCGGGGGCGGGCAGCCCGAGUGGGGCCGCGGCGCUCCGGGGGCUUGCGCGGCGGCGUCGCCGUGUUCGCCGCUGUGGCCGCCGUGUUCACCCUCACGCUGCCCCCCUCGGUGCCGGGGGGAGACUCGGGGGAACUGAUCACAGCCGCACAUGAGCUUGGAGUUGCCCAUCCUCCUGGCUAUCCUUUGUUUACUCUGGUGGCUAAACUGGCAAUUAUACUGUUUCCUUUUGGCUCUGUUGCCUACCGAGUCAAUCUUCUGUGUGGCUUAUUUGGAGCGGUAGCUGCAUCAUUACUUUUUUUCACCGUUUUCAGGCUUUCUGGCUCAUAUGCUGGAGGAAUCCUUGCUGCGGGGGUGUUUUCAUUUUCUCGUCUAACAUGGCAGUGGUCCAUUGCAGCAGAGGUUUUUAGCUUAAACAAUCUGUUUGUGGGGCUGCUUAUGGCUCUUACUGUACAUUUUGAGGAGGCAGCAACUGCAAAAGAAAGAUCAAAGAUAGCUAAAAUUGGUGCUUUCUGCUGUGGCCUUAGCUUAUGUAAUCAACACACAAUAGUACUCUAUGUUUUGUGCAUAAUACCAUGGGUUCUCUUUCGACUUUUAAAAGAGAAGGAACUUACCCUGGGCUCUUUGUUGAAGCUGAGUGUGUACUUCUCCAUGGGUUUGCUGCCCUAUGUCUACCUUCCUAUCUCAUCCUAUCUCAACCAAGCCCGUUGGACCUGGGGAGACCAGACAACAUUGCUAGGAUUUUUGACGCAUUUUCUCAGGGAAGAAUAUGGAACAUUCAGUCUGGCCAAAACUGAAAUAGGAUCCAGUAUGUCUAAAAUAUUGUUUUCUCAGCUAACAAAUAUGAGGACUGAACUCUCAUUCAACAUUCAAGCCCUUGCAGUUUGGGCAAAUCUAUGUUUACCAAGAAAGAGCACACAGAAUCCCUCAUUAGUCUGGCUUUUUACUGGAAUGCUUUGUGUUUAUUCAUUGUUCUUUGGUUGGAGGGCAAAUUUAGACAUUUCAAAACCUCUUUUCAUGGGUGUGGUAGAACGAUUCUGGAUGCAGAGCAAUGCAGUGGUGGCCGUCCUAGCUGGCAUAGGCUUGGCUGCACUUGUGUCUGAGAGUAAUCGACUGCUGAAUACCAGUGGGCUUCAGUGUCUGGAAUGGCUUUCGGCAACUCUUUUUGUAACUUACCAAAUAUAUUCGAAUUACAGCACUUGUGACCAAAGGACCAACUACGUGAUCAGUAAAUUUGCAAAGAAUCUCCUAGCCUCUAUGCCUCAUGAUGCAAUUAUAUUACUCAGAGGUGACUUGCCAGGGAAUUCUAUCCGUUACAUGCAUUAUUGCGAGGGACUGAGGCCAGAUAUUUCAUUAGUGGAUCAGGAAAUGAUGACUUACGAGUGGUAUUUACCCAAGAUGGCAAAACAUUUGCCAGGUGUCAACUUUCCUGGGAACCGGUGGAAUCCUGUGGAAGGAAUAUUACCUAGUGGAAUGGUCACAUUUAAUCUUUAUCAUUUUCUUGAAAUAAAUAAACAGAAAGAAACGUUUGUUUGCAUAGGAAUUCAUGAAGGGGAUCCAACCUGGAAGAAGAAUUAUGCACUGUGGCCAUGGGGUUCUUGUGACAAAUUAGUUCCUUCAGAGAUUGUAUUCAACCCUGAGGAAUGGAUUAAACUUACCAGAAAUAUCUAUAACUGGACUGAGGAAUAUGGAAGGUUUGAUCUCUCUACUUGGGAAUCUGUGGCCAAUGAGGAGAUGUGGCAAGCAAGGAUGAAAACACCCUUCUUCAUAUUCAGCCUGGCGGAAUCUGCUAAUAUACCUUCAAAUGUGAAAGCUCAGCUCUACGCUCAUGCAUACAACCUUUAUAAGGAGAUUGUCUAUUUUCAAAAGGAGCACCCAGUGAAUUGGCACAAGAAUUAUGCCAUCGCCUGCGAGCGGGUGCUGCGCCUUCCAGAACGAGGUACAGACCCAGAAGUCUUGUUAUCGGAAACCAUCAGACAUUUCCGUCUCUACACUCAGAAAGCACAGUAUGAUCCACAACUGGCUGAUAUUUCAGUUGCUCUAAAGCACCUAAGAAAAGAACUGCAAAUUCUAAGAAAUAUGAAAAAUGUCUGAGACAGCAAAAUGUGAAAAACCUGCUUGGCAUUCAGCUUCCAGAAUUCCAUAGUCCAAAAGUUUUUCCUCCAAGAAAAGAAGCUAUGAAAAAAUAGAAGACUAAGUUGUCUCCCAGAUAUAAGUACAGUAGUACUGUUUCAUGGGGGGUUAGUGACUGAGAGGGGGGUUUUAUGCAAAUCCUUUUUUUUCCAUGUUAUCAAAUUAGUAUUUGAGCAAGAAUCAUUCCAGAAAUUUUCCUACUUCUGCAGUCCUUUACCAGGUAACUGCUUGAUUACAUUCUAAAGAGAGCAAACUAUUUUCAUACUGAAAAUACUGAGCAUAAAUCUUAAGGGCCCUUCUUAUUUGGAUUGGUCUUGAAGGUUAAAUUCUUAAAACAUUAAUACAGGACCCAAGAUUUUAUGUUUCCCAAAAGCGAUAUUGUUGUUUUUUUUUUUUUUUUAAUUGCUAUAUUUCAAGUUAGAAUACUUGGGUUUUUGUUUGUUUUUUUUUUCCUUUUUGACUAACUGUGGUUGUUACAUAAUUUCACAUCUCCAGCUAAACACCAUUUGGGUGAUAUUUUGAAAAAAGUUGGAGUUUUAUUGUCUUAGAUAAUUCUCUGAAUUCACAAAAAAAGAAAGCAAACAAGUUUGCUUUCUUUUUCAGCUACAUAAACUGAUUGACAAGAGAAAAGGAUUAUGUACUCCCUUAAUUAAUUUUAUAUUUAUGUUUGACUGCUGGUUGGGCUCAUAAAUCUGGACCAAAUAAUGAGUAGACUUCUGUGGCCAAAAUGCAAAGACAGGCAGGGGUGAGGGGACGAUGGGGAAGUGGUUCAAUAAAUUCAUUUCUGUUACAAGCAUCUUUUAUACAUAUUACUAAAAAGAACAGAGUAAGAAAUGCAAAUAAUAGUUCUUUAUUUUAUUAUGACAGUUAAUUAAUAGCAACCUGUUUUAAUGAAUAAAGUCACUCAGAGUCCUUCAGCACUUCCUAAGUAGAGGCCAGAAUCUGUAGCGAUUCUUUUCCCCCCAAUUGUAUAGCUCCUAGACUCCAAGCACUAUAUAGGCUCCUGUAUAGAAAUGCUCACUAAUGAAGAGGGAGGGCUAGAAGCUUGUCUGCAUUCAAAGAUCACUGGUGAGUCAUUCAGCAAGAAAAGGCCCCUUACCAGGAAUAGUCACAGUUCCGUGGCAUUGUACUAGCAAAAGGGUCUGAUCAAAGGUCUCCUGUGGAGCUUGCAUGGUUCCCUUUCAUACUACGACCAUAAUUAAAACCACUAAUUCUCUUUUAAAAUGCUGCAGGAUGCCAUGUAGGCAUCUGUCUGGAGUGUCCUUUGUGAUGUCAUAAGCUGUUAAGGACCAGUGCCGAGGGCUUUUGAGUGAAAUGCCAGUCAUGAAGGUGCUUCAAGACAAGGGUGCCUCUAAAAGCUUGACAGGGCCUUGACUGCACAAUUCGAGCUGAAUUUGCCCCUUGUCAGCUGCCAGUAAAUAAAUCUCAAAGGGGGGAAAGCUGAAGUUUCAUUACCUGAUCCAUGGGGCUUUGUUGGUUUUGGCAUCACACAGGGGAAGCUCUUGCCCCUCCAUUCUCUGGAUUUGAAGAUGUCCAUUGGAGCCUGCAGUGCCUGGACAGGGUUCAGAGCGGAACCUUUUGAAGAGUGUCAAUAGUUGUAACAGUUCAGCUGUUAGGAAGACAAAUAAAUGGAGGAGCUCAUUAAUCCGCUUUUGGCUCUCAGUGCCUUUUGCCCUUUUAUCACAGCCUUAUUAGGCUCCUACUCAUCUUGAACCAGAAAAAAAUGAAUUGAAGUUGUUGAGUACUAAUUGGCAAAGACUUUUAAUCAUGGGCCAAGAACUUUCACUGACUUGAAAGUAACUUCUCCACAGGGAAGAACCAAAAACCUGGUUUACCUUAAAACAAAAACCUGUUGGAGUUCAGUGUGGUGUAAAAAUUUAAGGAAGCAUUGAUAAAUUGUCUAAGUUUCUCCAUUUAAAAGAAAUUAUGGAAGAUGAUGAUUCCUACUUUUCCUUUUGUUUACCAUAGUAAACAAAAAUGUGCAAUAAAAUAAAAAUAAACGUUCUCUAGAAUUGCAUUAUUUGUAUUGGUCAGAGAAGAGAUUGCGUGCAGAUGUGAGAUGAUCGUGUUUGCUGCUGAACAACUCUCUAUGUGGAUGUGAAUAUUCAUUUAAACAUCUAUAAUCAGAUGUGGUGUUGGAAGAACCUUAUUAAACGUAUUGUUUUCUACUUAUGGUUUUAAGAAUUUCAGGCAAACGACGGCCUUUUUGGGAGAAGAUAUGCUUACCAAUUUGUGUCUACACGGUGGCCCUAUAUCUGUGUCUGACUAUGCUUUGUGCACUGACAGCACUGUCAGCUGGUGCAUAGAUAUUCUGUGUUUCUGCAACAAUGGCUUGGACCACUCUCUCAGAGGAAUCAAUGAUAUGAUGACCCAAAGUAGAUGGGAUCAUAAUUAUUUAAAUUUCUGAAAUCUAUCAGUCAAUGAAACAGCAAACUGAGCUGAGAUUUGGGGAUGUUGGGCUUCAAUCCCAGAUCAACUACUUGGAAGAAUAUUUCCUUUCUAUUGUGUGAGACAAGUUGCUUUCUUUUUGUCUCUCUUACUUUUCCUUGGCAAGUGCAUCAACACCAUAAAAUCUAACAGAAGGGCUUUCCUUCAGUCUAACCCCCCGACACGGAAGAGAAUGUGAAGGAGGUGACUUCUCAUGGAGGAUUUGGCCAGCAUUCUCCUACCAGUGUCCCUGGAGUGCCAGGGGUUGGCAUGACGACAGGAACCCCACAAAGCCAACUUCUGCCUGGACUUCAGCCUGAGGGGCAAAUAGGAGCCAGCAAAACUGUCUGCCUCUCCACAUGCUGCAGUGCCCUGCUGCCUGGCCCUAGGGCUGGCACACACCCCAGAGGGCAAGUGGAGAAGGGGAUUGGGGCUGCCAUGUUUUCUAAGCCCUAUUCCCUCUGAUGCAAGGGAUGCUAGGUUUUUUGAUAUUGACUUUCUUCUUUUCUCUUUUUGAAUAGAACCCAUUUUAACAAAGCUUUUGUUCUGUUAUUGAAAAUGAAGCCAAAAUAGGAGUCAAUUACUAGCAUAUGAUUUAGAAAUCUUCAAAUAGAAAUUGUGAAGUAUUUUUUCCUACCCAUGUUCUUAGUAUUUUCUGAUGAUGGAACCAUGUUUAGCUUGUAUAUUAUUUAAACAAAGCCCAUUUCAAGUGUUAGGGCUAUUUUAUCACUCCUUGAUGAUUUCCUUAAGUCAUCAGACUAGGAAAUGAAAAGUUUUAAAAUUUUGUAUUUUAAAAGUUAAGCAAACAAUGUGGGUCCUUAAUUAUAGUCCUCACCAAUAUCCAACAGAACAUAACAAUGUUAAUACUUCUAAUAUUCAGGGGAAAAUUGAUACCAAAGGUUGAAAAAAAAUGGAUGCCAUGACAGCAAAUCUGUUUACUCUAUCUUAAUUCCGGUAUAUUUUUUAAAUGCACAGAAGUAGGGUAUUACUUAAAAUUCUGUUCUAACUGGCUUGACAUCUUAUGGUUAGGUAAAGAAAAAAAUCCAGCCCAGCAAGAGAUUCACACUACUUUGUUCAAUCUCAUAUUUUGUUGUGGAUGCAAAAUGAUUCUAAAGCUUAUACUUAUGAACAAAUAAGUAAUGUUUCCAGGGAUUCUGGGAACAUCUAAAGGCCAAGAUCUUGGCACAGCAUUACACAGUAAACAAGGAGCUAAAGCUUUAGCAGCGAUCAUAUUCAAUGAAGACGUCAUUGUCAGUACCCUCCAAAGGUCUGUUUGAUUUGGAUCAGCAUGGAUGGCAUAAAAAAAGCUUUAGGAAUAGAACAAUGUGCUUACCUGGAUAUAGGAAAGCAAACUAAUAGGAAUACAUCUUGAGAAAGGGAUUUUUCUGCAAAUUAUAAUUCUGAUUGUGCUUCAAUAAUGUAACAUACAUUUGUUGAAAAUUGUAUGUACGGUAAAGAUUAGUUUAUGUCAGUCUGAAUGAAAGAUACCUGGUGUGGGGAAAGGAAUGGUAGGGGUUCCACAACUGUAAACAUAAAGCCAGCAAUUACUGACCUGUAAACAGAGCAAGCUGGAUCUUUUCUGCAGAUCCUAGUGUUAUUG